This is a messenger RNA of Aphanomyces invadans, 1317 nucleotides long. RefSeq lists its product as hypothetical. Bases 190 to 1071 code for a protein of 293 amino acids. Gene Ontology annotation, cellular component: plasma membrane. The record is from RefSeq and is a predicted model, not a curated record. NCBI's taxonomy places the organism in Eukaryota, Oomycota, Saprolegniomycetes, Saprolegniales, Verrucalvaceae. The transcript has a single exon.
GAAUUGCGGCGUAUAGUUUAAUGCCCGCUUCGUUUACGUGUCCGCCGAGCAAGAGAGGUGUGUGACGCUUCGGGUUGGGACGUGUUGGCCAAUCAUACCGUUCGAAUUCCUUCGUCUUGUGUCGGAUAUCAAUUGUCACAGGUUUGAGAAGUUCCACAUGUGCAUUUUGCGAUUCUCUGACCCGGCUCGAUGGGUCGCGCAAUUCUUGCCGCUGCCAAUGUGGCCUUCAUCUUCACCGUCAUCCUUCAAUGCGUGGUUGCUGUGACACCAACACCCACCACAACGUCCACGGUGACACAGACCGUAAACGAUUUGUUUGCGUCGGCCCAAGGGAUCACAUUUGGCCCAGGUCUCAUCGCGUCUGCCGCCAUCGUCGGUGGCGUGCUCGUCGCCUUGUGGGGAUACAAGCUCUUUCGCCCAGUCAUGUUCAUCAGCGGAUUUGCUGUCGGGUCAAUCCUUGGAUACAUGUUGGCCGAACGAUUUUUCAGCGAGAAGACAUACUUCCAAACGGCGGCUUGGAUCAUGUUUGUCGUGCUCGGGCUACUUGUCGGCACAACUGUAAUGAGCAUUUGGGCGUGGGGUGUCUUCCUCGUCGGUGCUGCCGCUGGCGCGCUGCUUGGUUUCCACGUGAACACGUCGUUUGGUUACCUCAUCUACCCCUCGAACCCCGAGACGAGUCUGUGGAUUUGCGUGAUUGUCUUUGGCCUGAUCGGCGGGUUUCUCGGGUCCUGGUUUGAGCGCCCUGCUCUCAUUGUGGCCACGAGCUUCUUCGGUGCGGCUGCCGCUGUCUGGGGCAUCGGGUACUUUGCAGGUAAGUACCCCAAUAGCCGGGAACUCGACCAGUGGCGCACGGACGCGGCCAACGGCACGUUUUCGUACAACUUGCCCAAAGAGUGGUGGUAUUACCUGGCUGGCACGAUCGUGUUCUUCGUUGUCGCGAUGUACUUUCAGUUCAACAAGUCUGCAUUGGGAGUGUUCCACCAAAACCCCAAAGCAAAGAACGCCAACGCCGCUCCCGCCGUGUACACGACCGCAACGCCUCAACGAGGCCAGCCCAUUUCCCAUGUCUAAAGCUGCUAAGUACAGGACAAUCUCUCGCACUGAUUUGUCAUGGCCUUGCUGUCGUUGUGUUUGUUCGCAUGGUCGAAUCACAGUGCCAGCUGACAAUGGAGAUGCACACAUCUGAAUAGCGCCGGCACGCUUUUGGCUGCAUACUCGAGUCCUCGAUCUGAUAUGCUGUAAAACCAUGGAGCCAUGUCGAAUAGCCACAAAUAGCCACGCCUCUAAAGUUGUCGAGGGCGUGGUAUGAACGGGAAC